CAAUUUUGGUCAUUUUCCAAUUUGGAAAAUGAUUUCUCAGUUAUACUUACGUGAGAGUAGUUAAACUUGUAUUGGCGCUUUCAAAGUGAAAGGGUGAAACUCAACCCUUCAAACGCCUCCUUAAACCCUACUCCCUUUUCACCCUUUAAUCACAUCAAAUCUCAUCUCCCUUCUCCAACCCCACUUAAACCCUACAAAGAAAUGUCUUCUUCCAUCACUUUGCGCCAUGCACGCCACCUCUCAAGCGCAACUUCCAGCAACACCACCAUCUCUAUCUCCAAAGCAAAAUCAAAGCUCAAAGCCGAACAUGACCCUGACAAAGCCCUAGAAAUUUACUCCUCCGUUUCAGAUCGUUACAUUUCCCCUUUAUCCUCUCGCUACGCUCAAGAAUACACAGUCAAGCGUCUAGCUAAGUCGCACCGUUUAUCCGACAUUGAAAGUUUCCUCGAAUCUCACAAGAACAGCCCAAAAAUCACCCAAGAACCAUUUCUUUCAUCCAUAAUACGUUCAUAUGGUGUCGCUGGCAUGUUCGACCACGCGCUCAAAAUUUAUCAUCAGAUGGAUGAUUUAGGCACCCCCAGAUCAGCUAUUUCGUUUAAUGUGCUUUUAUCAGCUUGCGUGCACUCGAAACAGUCAUAUUGUGAAAUGGGGUCGCCGGAAAUGGCAAUGGAAAGACUCAAGGAGAUGGAGGAGAAAGGUGUGGAGAUUACAAUUGUUACUUUCACCACUAUACUGCACUCAUUUUAUAAGAAGGGAAAGAAUGAUGAUGCCGAAAAAGUAUGGAAUGAGAUGGUGAAAAGGGGGUGCGGGCCAGAUGUUGGUGCAUACAAUGUAAAGAUUAUGAACAUUCAGGGUGGUAAUCCAGAAGGCGUGAAAGCUUUAAUUGAGGAAAUGAACGAUGCUGGAUUGAAACCGGACACGAUUAGCUACAAUUACUUGAUGACUUGUUAUUGUAAGAAUGAAUUGAUGGACGAGGCACAGAAGGUUUAUGAGGAUUUGGAGAGAAAUGGGUGCAAUGCAAAUGCUGCAACUUUUAGGACUUUAAUCUUUUAUUUGUGUAAGAAGGGAAGGUUUGAGACGGGGUAUAAGGUGUUUAAGGAGAGUGUGAGAGUUAACAAGAUCCCAGAUUUCAAUACACUCAAGUAUUUGGUGGAAGGGUUGGUGCAGAGAUCAAAGUUGAAAGAUGCAAAAGGGAUGAGUAGGACAGUGAAGAAGAAGUUCCCUCCUAACUUGGUAAAAGCUUGGACCAAGCUAGAGGAGGAGCUUGGUUUGGCUAAAGUUGAAACCGGUGAUAAUGGAGGCCAAUGAGACUAGUUUGUCUUAGUAGUUGGAUGAUUUUUAUUUGCUUUAAGUGUUAUACACUGUUCCAUAAUUUAAGAGGGCUUUUUGAUCAUUGAAUUUAUCCUGUUUAUCAUAAAGAUGUGAGUUUGCACUUGGGACCUGCCAUUUUUAUGAUUUAUGAAGUUAAUAUAGAGCUUUAAAUGAAGUUUGUAACAGUAAAAGUUCUACGACCUGCAGAUGCGGAACUCCAUGAGCUGAAUGUCCUGUUGAUCCGUUGCUUUGUUCAUCUCUCUCACGAUCCCAUUCGUUGAACAUCUCGCCAUAUCUCUGGCAUUGUAAUCACAACAUUAACUGGUGGUUUAGCAUGAGGUUUCAGUCUUUCUCUUCUACGCUGCCGCUAAUCAAAUAUGCUGGCACAACUUUGACAAUGUAUAACUUUUUAUUGCUGCUUA
Messenger RNA from Lycium barbarum (goji berry), 1733 nucleotides. RefSeq names its product small ribosomal subunit protein mL103 (rPPR7). Lineage: Eukaryota; Viridiplantae; Streptophyta; Magnoliopsida; Solanales; Solanaceae. Gene Ontology annotation, molecular function: protein binding. Gene Ontology annotation, cellular component: chloroplast. The transcript is spliced from 2 exons. Bases 202 to 1308 code for a protein of 368 amino acids. The record is from RefSeq and is a predicted model, not a curated record.